Messenger RNA from Penicillium salamii, 465 nucleotides. Lineage: Eukaryota; Fungi; Ascomycota; Eurotiomycetes; Eurotiales; Aspergillaceae. The record is from the annotation of a GenBank genome assembly.
AUGAAUAAGUUUGUUGGAAUCACAGACACCUGCGUGGUCCGGUAUUGGACCAAACACAACAUCCCCCCUGUCGCAGCACGAUACUUAGGUGCUCCUAUCCAUCCAAUCCGGCCCAAAAUCGUCCACACGCUAGCCCAUCGCGAUAAAAACACAUUAUGGUGGCGAGUAUCAGUGAACAAGCUCCUGCCAUAUAAACGGGUGGUUCGCUCCUGGUGCGCGCGCAGAGUGAGGAUCGCGUUCGAAGAGGCACUGAAACAACAUGGACUGGACAGGCUUGGUAAACGGAUACCCGAGUCCUCUGCUCAAAAGAACUUGACGGGGUCGAUGGAGAUCUAUAUCCAAGUGCCAUGUGUAGUGCAAAGCUUCGAGGAUAUCCGGAAGGAUGCAAACAAAGUCAUGGCCGAGCUUAUGGCGCACCAGUCCGCGCAAGAAUCGGCCUCUCCGAACACUCAAACUCCAAGGUGA